This is a messenger RNA of Triticum dicoccoides, 1621 nucleotides long. RefSeq names its product transcription termination/antitermination protein NusG-like. Gene Ontology annotation, biological process: transcription elongation-coupled chromatin remodeling; DNA-templated transcription elongation. The transcript is spliced from 6 exons. Lineage: Eukaryota; Viridiplantae; Streptophyta; Magnoliopsida; Poales; Poaceae. Bases 9 to 998 code for a protein of 329 amino acids. The record is from RefSeq and is a predicted model, not a curated record.
UCGGAGCUAUGAGCUUGGUCUAUCCACUCCUGCGGCUCCCGUGCCGCUGCGCCCUCGCGUCGGCGCCGCGGGCCGCCGCGGCGUCGGUGGUGUCGGCCUCGGCCUCGGCCUCGGCGGUGGACGGCGGGGGCGGGGACUGGGAGCUGACGGCGCGGGAGAGGAGGGAGAGGCGGAGGGAGGCGAGGGAGCUCAAGGCGCGGGACUGGAAGGAGGAGGUGGAGGAGCGGCUCAUCCACGAGCCGGCGCGGCGGCGGAAGAAGCCGCCGAAGCGGACGUGGCGGGAGGAGCUCAACCUCGACUUCCUCGCCGAGCACGGCCCCCAGUGGUGGCUCGUGCGCGUCUCCAUGGCGCCCGGCACCGACUACGUCGACCUCAUCACCAAGGCCGUCGCCCGCCGCUUCUCCGAGGUCUCCUUCAAGAUUUACAAUCCUGCAAUCCAAGUGAAGAAGAGGCUGAAAAGUGGUUUGAUCAGUACCAAGUCAAAACCUCUGCAUCCUGGGCUGGUCUUUCUGUACUGCACCUUAAACAAGGAGCUUCAUGAUUUCAUCAGAGACACCGAAGGUUGUUAUGGUUUCAUUGGAGCUACAAGAGGUUCCAUUAAAAGGCAGAUUAAGAAGCCUAAACCUAUUCCAGUUGAAGAGGUCGAAUCAAUUAUUAAAAAGGAGAAGGAGGAACAAGAGAAAGCUGACAAAGAAUUUGAAGACCUGGAAAACUGGGAUAAGGGGUCUUUUGGUAAACCCGUUGAAGACUCUGAACUUAUGUUAAUUAAUAAGAUCAAGAAACAAGUCAAGAAAUCAACUUCAAAAGGUGCCUCCAGCAACGACACUUUUACGCUUGGUGCCAGUGUUCAUGUUCUCUCCGGGCCGUUUGCAGGCUUCACUGGCUCUCUUCUGGAAGUAAAUCGCAAAAAUAAGAAGGUUACUGUCCAGAUGACACUUUUUGGCAAGGAGAGCUUUGUAGAUCUAGAUUUUGAUCAAAUUGAGGCACUGAAUACUUAAUGGUAGGCACAGACCACUGUAUCAGUAGUUUUGUUUUUCAAAAUAGAAUCAGAAGUUUGUCAGUUGGGCCCUGGAGAUAUGAAUAAAGCACUUGGGGUAUAUGGAUCUGUUGAAGACCACUGGAUUGGGUGACAAACACAAGAGAAGAGUUAGCCCGUGGGCCAGUAAACGUUAAGCCCCUGACAGGUGUUAAACGCUGGUUUGCGAACGAGGAUCGGAUCUGUUGAACCAGGGAAAUCGCGGACCUGACCUAACCUCCACUUGGUUGCUAAGGCCCUGUACAAUGCAAGGUGCUUGGAGUAGAUGCUUAGAGAAAUAAACCAGUUUUUCUCUAAGCACCGGUGCUCAUUUGUAGAGAGUAUACGCUUAAUUAAGCGUCUAUCACGUAGAAAUAAGCACCGGUGCUUAAGGAAAACUCGGUUUAUUUUACUAAGCAUCUCCCUAAGCACCUCCCAUUGUACAAGGCCUAAAGUUCCACCUCGACCCAGUUAUAUCAUAUAGAGAGCAAUGCUUCAACACUUUGUAUUCUUUUUUAGCACAAUAGGCUAUUCAUUCAUUUAAUAAUUGUGAUCAGUACAUGCAUUUACCAACCAGUUCAAAUGAGGCAAAAUUUUGUGUUUUAA